Lucilia sericata (common green bottle fly) is the source of this 966-nucleotide messenger RNA. RefSeq names its product putative nuclease HARBI1. The transcript has 5 exons. NCBI's taxonomy places the organism in Eukaryota, Metazoa, Arthropoda, Insecta, Diptera, Calliphoridae. The record is from RefSeq and is a predicted model, not a curated record. The coding region runs from base 1 to 966 and encodes 321 amino acids.
AUGGAAUCAAUUUUUUUCCUGUAUUCAUCAAGUUCGGAUUCUGAUGAAUAUGAAAAUAUCAAUGCCAUUAGGAAAAAAAUACGGAACACUAGUGACCCCUUAAGUUUGCAAAAUAAUGAAUUUAAAAAACGGUUUAGACUAUCGAAGGAAGCAUUCAAUUUUCUUCUUGACGAAUUAGUAUUUGAAGGGCAAAUUUCUACCACAGUUCCACCAAAAAUACAAUUGGCUGCUACCUUAUCACUAUUAGCUUCUGGAGGUUUCCAACAUUCAGUUGGGAAUGACUUUUUAAUAGGAAUUAGUCAAAGUUCCAUCUCAAUUAACUUUAUUUAUUUGGCAGUUAUUGGCUGCGUUGAUGGGACCCAUUUUGGAUUGCAGAAGCCUCCCAACGAGCAUAUGUUUUUUAACAGGAAAGGCUUUCAUAGUCUAAAUUCAAUGAUAAUAUGCGACCAUAAAUAUAAUAUUUUGGCCAUAAAUUCUAAAUAUGGUGGAGCUGCUCAUGAUUCGUUUGUUUGGAAGGAAUCAGUAGAAAGAAUCCAUCUCGAACAAGAAUAUAAUAAUAAUUUAAGAAAUUUUUGGCUCUUAGGUGAUUCGGGAUAUCCAUGUGAACCUUGGUUGUUAACACCCUACCGAAAUCCCCAAGAAAAUUCAAUGGAAUCGAAGUUUAACGAUAUUCAUUCCAAAGCAAGGUGUAUUGUCGAAAGGACAAUUGGAAUUUUGAAGGCCCGGUGGAAAAUUUUAUGUCACGACAAGCGAAGUCGUUAUAGUGCCGAGAAAAUUGCACAGUUCUCUAAUGUAUGUGCAGCUCUACACAAUAUUUGCAUACAUUUUAAAGUGCCCAAUUACGAAGACGUACAACAAACGCCAUUGGACACGGAAAUGCCUGAAAUAGAUACGGGAACAGAAACACAAAUAACCAAAGUAGGGAAAAAGAUUAGAGAUAACAUUAAAUUAUGCUUAUGUUCCUAG